UCGUUUAUUGUUGUUGACUUUCUCGUUUUCGAUUCCACUUUCAUGUUUACGGGCAACCCGUCUGCCACCCGAGAGAUAAGACAGCACUUUGCCUUUGGCAGAUGAAUCCUGGUUCCAGUCUUGAGAUCGAUACUCAUGAGUGAGAUGAGUCACCAUGAAUGGUAUUGGUCACAACGUGUGAUUCACAUUGUUUCAUGUUUAUAAGAACUAGGCUAGAUCUAGAUCUAUCUCUUUGUUGCUCUGUGCUGUGUUGGACCAGAGAGCUGAGGGAGUUGCUGUGAGCUGGUCCCCUGUGUCAAGUGUAGACGGGUCCAGUCAUGUCGGAAAAUGGCGAGAAGCCGCCCGCCCCUCCUGUCAGGUUGGAGAGCACCAGGAAUGUGGCGACACUGCCCAAGGCCGGCGCGAGCAAAAGAAUUGUGGGCAAUAGCCCCGCUGAAAGCAUGCAGUCGUUGGUUCCCAACAGGGAGACCUCACUGUCACAGGAGUACAAACCCCUGCCCAAAGAGCCGGACAGCAAAGAGGAAAAGAAAAAGCUGAAAACGGCCAAAGGUGGCAGGAUGGUGCGGCUCACCAAUGACAAACCUGUCAUCUCCCACCCGUCCAACUUUGAGCACACUGUGCACGUCGGAUUUGACCCUCACACCGGGGAGUUCACGGUGCCUCGUCUUCCAAGUCCAACCUGUCAGACAAGUUGUCCGCCAUGGUCAUCCUCUCACAGCCCAAGCAGGACUCGAGUCCAACUGUAUCUGCCGACGGCGAGGAGGAGGAUGAGGACAUACCACCGCCACCCAUCGCUGCCCGACCCGACAAGACCAAAUCUAUAUACACGAAGCCCGUGGACCAAGAGGAGAAGUCGGAGACGGGCACGGACAACAAGACGGAGAAACCAAAGAAAGCCAAGAUGACCAGCGAGGAGAUCAUGGAGAAGCUGAGGACCAUCGUCUCCAUUGGGGACCCCAACCGCAAGUACACCAAGAUGGAGAAGAUAGGACAGGGGGCGUCUGGCACUGUGUUCAUCGCUGUGGAGGUGGCCACGGGCCGCGAGGUGGCCAUCAAGACCAUGAACCUGUCGCAGCAGCCCAAGAAAGAGCUCAUCAUCAACGAGAUCCUGGUCAUGCGGGAAAACCAGAACCCCAACAUCGUCAACUACCUCGACAGCUACCUGGUCGGGGAGGAACUCUGGGUUGUGAUGGAGUUUUUGGCUGGUGGGUCUCUCACGGACGUUGUCACGGAAACCUGUAUGGACGAGGGUCAGAUAGCUGCCGUGUGUAGAGAGUGUCUGCAAGCUCUUGAGUUCCUGCACGACAACCAGGUGAUCCACAGAGACAUCAAGAGUGACAACAUCCUGCUGGGCAUGGACGGCAGCGUCAAGCUAACUGACUUUGGGUUCUGCGCGCAGCUGUCCCCUGAGCAGAGCAAACGUUCCACCAUGGUGGGCACGCCCUACUGGAUGGCCCCUGAGGUGGUCACCAGGAAGCAAUAUGGACCAAAAGUUGACAUCUGGAGUUUGGGCAUCAUGGCCAUUGAGAUGAUCGAGGGAGAACCUCCGUACCUGAAUGAAAACCCACUCCGGCACCCGUUUCUGCGUCUGGCCAAACCACUGGCGAGUCUAGUUCCCCUGAUCAUGGCGGCCAAGGAGGCGCAGAAAAGUGGACAUUGAGUCCGGACCAUGGCGUAG
Aplysia californica (California sea hare) is the source of this 1678-nucleotide messenger RNA. RefSeq names its product serine/threonine-protein kinase PAK 2. Gene Ontology annotation, molecular function: protein serine/threonine kinase activity; ATP binding. Gene Ontology annotation, cellular component: cytoplasm. Lineage: Eukaryota; Metazoa; Mollusca; Gastropoda; Aplysiida; Aplysiidae. Gene Ontology annotation, biological process: protein phosphorylation; regulation of MAPK cascade; regulation of axonogenesis. The record is from RefSeq and is a predicted model, not a curated record.